Thecamonas trahens ATCC 50062 is the source of this 2725-nucleotide messenger RNA. RefSeq lists its product as uncharacterized. The coding region runs from base 6 to 2711 and encodes 901 amino acids. Lineage: Eukaryota; Apusomonadida; Apusomonadidae. The record is from RefSeq and is a predicted model, not a curated record. The transcript is spliced from 3 exons. Gene Ontology annotation, molecular function: protein binding.
CAGAGAUGGCGUCCGAGCUGCUCAAGCAGGACGUAGAGUGUGUGCAUAUGGGUCCGCUUUGGGAGCGUGUCAAGGGCACCAUGUUCUCCUCGUGGAAGCCGCGCUUUGCCAUCCUCCAGCCCAACACGCUCGCUGUCUUUGCCUCCAAGUCGGCCACAGACCCGCUGUACACCCUCGACCUCUCCGAGGGCGCCUCACUCCGUGCCAAGCUCAAGGACGCCACGCUGCAGCACAUGGCGUCGCCGUCGAUGAAGGACCUCAAGUUCACCCUCGGCGUCGACGGCAAGGACCACACGUUCUCCACAGAAGACGCUGCCGCCCGCCAAAAGUGGAUGUACGCCCUGCACAACAGGUUCAACAUCAAGCGCAAGCGCAAGGGUCCGCCUGUCGCCCGCGUCACAAAGUCGUCGCCGCUCGCCGCAAAGCAGCAAGAGACCACCCUGAACGCUGCCGACCGCGCUGAGCCCGCUCCGGCACCGGCGGCGCCCCCUGUCGCGCCGCGCACUGCGUCGGCCUCGCUCUAUGCGCCGCACAACGCUCCAGCUACUUCCGAGAGCGUCCACGACCAGCCGGCCUCUCCGGCAGAGCCGGCCGGAGUCGCUCCAGUCCCCGACGUGGGCGACCCCAUUGUGCCUGUCCGCACCGCCUCGGUGGCCCCGGCCGGCAAGCCUCGGGGAAAGUCUGGCCGUCGUCGCAAGUCCAAGCGCAAGUCCAAGGCAAAGGCUGCUGCCGGAAGCGGCAAGAGCGCUCAAACCCAUCAGUCCGCGGAGCCCGAGCCCGAGUCCGAGCCCAAGCCUGUGGCAGCCCCGCAGCCCGAGCCGGCCCCGGUUGCACCGCACCCGUCAGUCGUUGCCUCGCCGGUCCGCAUUCAGGUCACUGCCUCUGCAGACGCUGCCCCCAACUCGCCGUUCCAUCUCUCGUCUGAAUCAGCGUCGGGCGACGGCGUCUCCGCCGCAGGUGUAGACUCGGUCGCUGUCGAGGUCGGCUCGGCCUAUCCCGACACCGAGGUCGAGCCUGACGCCGACUCGGAAGAGCCGUGCGCAGACCCGCAUCCGUCUGAGCGCGAGCUUGAGUUUGUUACCGAGUACCACAAGAAGCGCCACGAAAUGGCGCUGCGGGAGGCUCGCACCUCGCCAGCCUCGCUGCCAGUGCCCGAACCGGCCAAGCCAGCUCGCCGCAAGCGUCGUGCCCGCCCGCAAAAGAACGCCCGCCCCUCGGGCCCGGCCCGCAGGCGCGGGCCCAAGGCGUCCACCAGCAAGUCGGCGUCACGCUCGCGCUCGCGCUCGCGCUCACGCACACGCACUCGCUCCGCCGCCCGUCCGCCUGCCCGCCGUCGUGGCAAGGCCAAGGACAUAUCCUACCGUGUUGUCCGCCCGACUGACGCCACCGGCAUCGUCGCCUCGUUCCCGGCCACCUCGGCAGUCUCGGCCGUCGUCGAGACCGUCGAGAACGCCGCCACAAGGCCGUACCGCCGUGGCCGCAUUGAUCUUGAUCCACGUGACGCAGACGUCACCGUUGUCCAAGUUGACCUCUCGCAGCAGACCAUUGCACCAGCUGCUGCCUCGGUCCGUCCCACGCCAGAGGAGGAGGCUGCUAUUGGCUGGCGCUACUUCAAGCCGGACGCCUUUGUCGAGCCUGAGCCUGCCGCCGCGCCUGUCGUUGGUAUUGGCUCGUACGCUGCCCAGUUCCGCAAGCGCAAGGUUCGCUCGUCUCACACGCAUCACUCGUCGCGCGUCUCGCGCUCACGUUCUCCUGACGACCACCGCUCUCCUCUCGACGCUGCCGCUACGGUUGCGCUCGAGCGCGACCUCAUGCGGCGCCAGGUCCAGGCACUCCUCGACGGCGAGCCUGAGCUCGCCGAGCCGUUUGUCAUCGCUCCCAGGCAGGACGCAUCCGAGUCUGCUGCUGUUGCUGCCGCCGCCACUACCCCUUCCGUCGCCCGUCCAGCCGCCACCGCCGCCUCGCCGCCGCCUGCCACCGCCGACGUGCCCGAGGCGGUGUGGGAGCUCUCCGACCUUGACGAGGAGGACUCGUUCCGCGACGCCCAGGCGCUUUACAACUCGAUCGCUGCGGAAGCCUCAGAGCUCGAAUCGGCCAUCAAGAGCCAGGUCCGCAUCCUGCAAGCUGAUAGCGGGCGCCCGACUGGCAGCGCUCGUGAGGGCAAGCCCGCUGUGGGCCUGCUCGUGGUCGCAGAUCCGUCCGUCGACCGCGGCGUCGUCGUCUCCAAGGUUGCCCCGGCGUCGGCUGCCGCUGACGCCGGCAUCACCGUCGGCCACAUUCUCGUCUCAGUCAACGGCGACUCGAUCGACUCGGUUGCCGACAUGCGCGAGGCCUUCACCCGCCAUUGCUACGCCCCAGGCCUCCGCGUCCAGUUUGGCCUCCUCUCCCCUGAUCUCUCCGGUCCCCACUCGGUCGACGUCGUUGUCGGCGAGGCCGGCUCACCACCGCCCUCGGCUCCGCGCCCCGCCUCUUCCUCACCGCCCUCUCACUGCUCAGCCGAUGAAGACUCGGCCUCCUCCAGCUCAUCUUCUCGAUCGUGCCGCUCGUCCUCGCCUCGCUCCUACUCGUCAGAUCGCGACGACGUCUCGUACUCUUAUCCGCCCUACUCGGAGGGAACCCUCUCUUACUCUGGCAACGCGCGCCCCUACUCGUACUCGGGGCAUCCGUACUCGUGCUUAUACUCGGACGGCGCAUCGUCGUACUCGCAGUAAACCGAGCCCCCCCC